This is a messenger RNA of Miscanthus lutarioriparius, 2232 nucleotides long. Lineage: Eukaryota; Viridiplantae; Streptophyta; Magnoliopsida; Poales; Poaceae. The record is from the annotation of a GenBank genome assembly.
AUGAACCGUCCAUCGAAUUUCAUGCCUACUCCUGAACAGGAUGUUCUGGAUGUCAAGCCCUUGAGGACAUUGGCUCCAAUGUUCCCUGCACCCUUGGGUGUCAAUACAUUUAACCAGUCAACCACACCACCAUUGAUAUUCGUCACUCCUGCUGGACAAUUUCAAGGGGGUUUUGGUGCUUGGAACAAUUCUGCUGCCAAAUCAUUUUCCGCUUUCGGCAGCGAGGAUGCUAGUGGAGGCAAGGCUCACAAAUUUGGUGAUCAGAAUACUGGUAGUGGCAAGGCUGCCACUUUUGGUGAUCAGGAUGCUUUUGGUAGCCAGAAUGUCGCCACUGGUGUGCAGGAUGCUGCUGGAGGCCAGACUGCAACAGACUGGACAUCAGAUGUUAGUGCCAAUCCUAAUGGCCCAAUUGACGCCACCCCCAUUUCAUCUUACAGGUCAACACAGCCUAUUGUUAUAUCACUGGAUGAUGAUGAUGAUGAUAAUGACGACGAUGAUGAGCCUUAUGCUGCUAACAAGACAUCAGCAUCUGGACGCAAGAUCAAGAGGCCAUCCCGUCUUAGCGGAUACAAUGUGAGCGAUGGUUUGGUAAGUGACAGCUCCAACAGCACGAAGGUUAAGCGCCCCAAAUCCUCUCACAAGAAAGCUGCUGCUGACAAUGACCAUGCGUUGCUUCCUCCAUCUGAUGAUCCAAGGGAAACUGUGGAGGCAGUUCUCAUGACCUUUGAGGCAUUGCGGCGUAGGCAUCUCCAAUUGGAUGAGGCACAAGAGACCAACAAACGUGCAGAUCUGAAGGCUAGUGCCAUCAUGAUGGCCAGUAAUAUCAGGGCCAACUCUGGGAAGAGGAUAGGGGUUGUUCCUGGAGUUGAAAUAGGGGACAUUUUCUACUUCAGGAUGGAGCUAUGUAUUAUCGGGCUGCAUGCUCCUAGCAUGGCCGGAAUUGACUAUAUGACUGCCAAGUUUGGUGAUGAGGAUGAUUCUGUUGCAAUAUGUAUUGUUGCUGCUGGUGGUUAUGACAACAAUGAUGAUGAUACAGAUGUUCUGGUUUACAGCGGUUCAGGAGGUAAUAGCAAGAACAGUGAGGAGAGGCAUGACCAGAAGCUUGAGAGGGGUAACCUGGCUCUUGAAAGGAGCUUGUCCAGAAAAAAUGUAAUCCGUGUGGUUCGGGGCUAUAAGGAUCCAGGUUGCUUGACUGGCAAGGUUUAUAUUUAUGAUGGCCUCUAUAGGAUUCACGAGUCAUGGAAGGAGAAAACGAAGAGUGGAAUAUUUUGUUUCAAGUACAAGCUGCUGCGAGAACCAGGACAACCUGAUGGGGUUUCAAUCUGGAAGAUGUCCCAGAAAUGGGUAGAGAAUCCAAUAACUAGAGGCAGUGUUUUACAUCCUGAUCUAUCAUCUGGUGCAGAAAAUCUCCCAGUGUUUCUUGUUAAUGACAUUGACAGUGAUAAAGGGCCACACCAUUUCACCUAUACCACUCAGAUCGAACACUUGAAUCCACUCAGUUCUGUGAAACUUUCAGAGGGUUGCAGAUGCCUUAGUGUUUGUCUGCCUGGUGAUGCCAACUGCUGUUGUGCACAGCGUAAUGGAGGCAGCUUACCUUACAGUUCAUUGGGAUUGCUUGUAUGCCGCAAGACUAUGGUUUAUGAAUGCGGUGAAUCCUGUCGGUGUUCUUUCAAUUGCCGUAACAGAGUGACCCAGAAAGGAGUUAGGAUCCACUUUGAGGUCUUUAAAACUGGUAAUCGAGGCUGGGGUCUUCGUUCAUGGGACGCUAUACGGACUGGUUCAUUUAUAUGCGAGUAUGUUGGUGAGGUUAUUGAUGAUGCUAAAAUUAAUUUGAAUGAUAUUGAAGAUGAUUAUAUAUUUCAGACGGUGUGCCCUGGUGAGAGGACAUUAAAAUGGAAUUACGGACCUGAAUUGAUUGGGGAGCAAAGCACAGAUAUUUCAGCUGAUACCUUUGAGACUCUACCCAUUAAGAUAAGUGCUAAAAGAAUGGGAAACAUCUCACGUUUCAUGAACCAUAGUUGUGCUCCUAACGUCUUUUGGCAGCCAGUUCAGUUUGACCAUGAAGAUGAUCAUCGGCCACAUAUCAUGUUCUUUGCUUUGAAGCAUAUUCCUCCGAUGACAGAGUUGACUUAUGACUAUGGUGACAUUGGAGCUGAUUCUAGUGGUGUACGGUCUCCUAGAGCAAAGAACUGCCUUUGUGGAUCCUCAAAUUGUCGGGGAUUCUUUAUCUGA